AUGAGCUUCACCAGCUGCUCCACGGGCUGCCAGGCGUCCUGCUGCAUCCCCAGCUCCUGCCAGGCGUCCUGCUACGUGCCCGUGAGCUGCCAGCCCGCUGUGUCCAUGCCCGUGAGCUGCCAGCCCGCCGUGUCCAUGCCUGUGAGCUGCAAGCCCGCCGUGUAUGUGGUCCCCUCCUGCCAGUCCUCUGUUUGCCUGCCCGUGAGCUACAAGCCCCUCGUGUUCAUGGCCCCCUCCUGCCAGUCCUCCGGGGGCUGCCAGCCCUCCCACCCCACCCUGCUCUGCAGACCCAUCUCUUGUAGCACCCCGUCCUGCUUCUGA
Molecule: messenger RNA, 321 nt
Organism: Mirounga angustirostris (Northern elephant seal)
Lineage: Eukaryota; Metazoa; Chordata; Mammalia; Carnivora; Phocidae
Product: keratin-associated protein 12-1-like
Exons: 1
Coding region: 1-321 (106 amino acids)
Source: RefSeq, a predicted model, not a curated record